This is a messenger RNA of Phymastichus coffea, 2358 nucleotides long. RefSeq names its product LIM/homeobox protein Lhx3 (gene Lim3). Gene Ontology annotation, biological process: neuron differentiation; regulation of transcription by RNA polymerase II. Gene Ontology annotation, molecular function: RNA polymerase II transcription regulatory region sequence-specific DNA binding; DNA-binding transcription factor activity, RNA polymerase II-specific. Bases 811 to 2232 code for a protein of 473 amino acids. Lineage: Eukaryota; Metazoa; Arthropoda; Insecta; Hymenoptera; Eulophidae. Gene Ontology annotation, cellular component: nucleus. The record is from RefSeq and is a predicted model, not a curated record. The transcript is spliced from 7 exons.
GGCUAAAAAGCGCCCACCCACAACGGCGACGUCGUCGCGUUAUAGGCCGCCGCAGCACAGUCGUCGCCGUCGUCGCGCGAUCGGCCAACUGCCGCCGUUCCGCGUGCUGUGCCGACGGUCGACCCUCUGGCCAUUUCUUCGUCUGUCCGCGUAAACAAGCGUGCAUACGUAAAAAUCGUCGAUUGCCGCACUUGUAAACAAACUGCGCCGAGUGCGACGCACUCUCGAGAGCUUGCCGAGGAAUCGGGCGCGAGCUGAGAGUUCGGCUGUGCGCGAGUGUGUACAUGGAGCUGUGGUGCGUAUAUGUGUGUGCGAGGAUCCAGGUGACUGUUUUUGUGCCGCAAAGGGCGGCAGCGGCUUGAGCCAUUAGCAUCGCCACGCGAGCAAAAAGAGCGCGCUCGCGCGCCGCGCGCCGCGCGAUCGCAUUUUCGGAAUCGCGCUGGACAAACAAACAACGAUAGCCCCUGCGUGCACGCGUGCGUUGUCGGCCGCUUGCGGACGAGCGGAAUGAGAAUAAGAGGCGCAAGAAGAAGAGCAUCGACGAAGGUUAUGGUCGCGAUAAACCGUCGGGCGCCGCGAUAAGUCCUCAUCGCGCUGCGACAGUGUUGCAUCGCGCGCUCGUUGCAUAAGCCACGCGUGCGAUCGACGACAGCGGAGAGGGCCCACCGCGAGCCGAAAAAUAGCGAGCUAUCGGCGAAGGACAGAACGCUGGAGCUGUACCUGCCGUACGCGCCGCUGCCGGGAGGCGGCGGCAUCCUGCCGGCGGUACCCAAUUGCCGGCCGGUCUUACUCGGUGGUGUCGACCUGUCCAUGUCAGCGGCGGCUUUGCCGCCGAGCAACGUCGGCCCCGUACAGUUGCCACCUGUGCCGCCACCACCGCCGACCACUGCACAACUUGAACCUGGACCUGUUAUGAUGACCAGGCCCGCUCCGACUAUCGCUGGGGUCGGACCUCCUCCCAUCGAAGGAGAUGGUCCUCCAAAUCCUGAUGUAUUGCUGGCUCUUCUCGCUAGGAAUAAAAAACUCGAAGCAUCCAUACCAAAGUGCGGCGGAUGUCAGGAAGUGAUCCUCGACAGGUACGUGCUGAGGGUAAUGGACAGGUGUUGGCACGCCGGCUGUCUCACUUGCCGUGACUGCGGUGUAAGACUGGCGGACAAGUGUUACGCUCGCAACGGACACGUGUUCUGCAAGGACGACUUUUUCAAGUGUGGCAGGCGUUUCGGUACAAAGUGCGCUGGCUGCGGCCAGGGCCUGGCGCCCUCUCAAGUGGUGCGUCGCGCCCAGGAUCUGGUCUACCAUCUGACGUGCUUCCUCUGCGCGAUGUGCUCCAGGCAGCUCGACACGGGCGAUGAGUUUUACCUCAUGGAGGAUGCCAAGCUCAUUUGCAAGCCCGACUACGAGCAGGCCAAAGCCAAAGGUACGCAACUUGAAUUAGCCGACGGCGGCAGUUUGGACGGUGAUCAACCGAACAAAAGACCAAGAACAACAAUUACGGCCAAACAAUUGGAAACGUUGAAGCUUGCCUACAACAACAGUCCGAAACCGGCGAGGCAUGUACGGGAACAGCUAUCGCAGGAUACCGGACUUGACAUGCGCGUUGUUCAAGUUUGGUUUCAAAAUAGGAGAGCGAAAGAGAAGAGGUUGAAAAAGGACGCAGGCAGAACGAGAUGGUCGCAAUAUUUCCGUAGUAUGAAAGGAGGCAGCGGCGGCCACUCGCCACGCCACGACAAACUGCUUGACAAAGACGAACUGAAGGUCGAUCUUGAUUCGUCGUUCGGCCAUCACGAUCUGAGCAACGACAGUUACGGCACGGUGAACAUGGGUUUGGACGGCGAAGGCGCAAGUCCCGGAGGAGGUGGGGGCGGUGGUGGUGGUCCACCGCGUGGUUACCUUGGUGCAGCGACGCCUCCUUACCUGUCCACGUCUAGAUCGCCGUCCUUGCCACCACAAUUCCCAUAUCCACCGGAUGCUGGACUCUCCGUUUACACGACGCUUGGUGGCCCCGGUGGAAUGGUAGCCGGGCCAGCCUCGGAUCUGAGCAACGAAUCGAGCGGUGGCGGCGGCGGAACGGGUGGUGGCAACAGUGGCGGUGGUGGCGGGGGUGCUUCCAACGCUGGCGGUGGGGCAAACAGCGGGGGCGCGGCCGCCGCUUACCCCGACUUUCCGCCCUCGCCGGACUCGUGGCUUGGCGAGCCACCGCAUCAUCCUCACCACCCGCACUACGCUACAUAGCCCCCAGGCAGGAGGUUACAACUCUGGCACUGACUCGCUGCUGCUGCUGCUGCUGUACAUUAUCACGACAAAGACCUGUCGCUUCCGUAAAAAAACAACAGUGAAAGCUUCGACGUUCUCUGCGAC